This is a messenger RNA of Brettanomyces nanus, 2268 nucleotides long. RefSeq lists its product as uncharacterized. Bases 1 to 2268 code for a protein of 755 amino acids. Gene Ontology annotation, cellular component: MUB1-RAD6-UBR2 ubiquitin ligase complex. The record is from RefSeq and is a predicted model, not a curated record. Gene Ontology annotation, biological process: establishment or maintenance of cell polarity; ubiquitin-dependent protein catabolic process. The transcript has a single exon. Lineage: Eukaryota; Fungi; Ascomycota; Pichiomycetes; Pichiales; Pichiaceae.
AUGAGGGACUCUAACAAUAAAUCGGUUUCGGCCAACAAGGCUGCUGUGUCUAUCACUUCGACACUAUAUGACCGAAGGGCUCUUGAUUGCACGGAGGAUAAGCCCCUUGUCAACUCCUUGAACCACCUUACAUUUUUGGCUUCAUCCUCUUUGAAAGUUAGGGAAGCUCUGUCUCAAGAUGGAGGCUUGGAGAGGUUGAUUGAUAUUCUUUAUGAGUGUCGGAAUCCUCAGACUGACGCUGAAAAAUGCGUUUUUGCUUGGAAAUGGGUGUUAGCAUUUCAAUCUCUUGUAUUGGUGGGGACUCGUGGUAACGAGAAGCUGCGCCGUAAGGUUGUUGAAGCAGGAAUAUUACCCAUUAUAGCGACCAUCUUGGACAAUUAUUUGAUCACUCGUCGAAUGGCUUGGGUUUCUCAAUUUGAAAAUGGCUAUCGGCCUGAUGUGUACGAUGGAGUUCCAUCUGUAACAGUUGCAGGAUCAGAAAAUGUGGGUGGUGUUUCCACGGCGUCUGAUGAUUCUAGCAGUUUUGGUUCUCAUGCUUUUGACUAUUCGAACGUGACGGCAGCCACGACAACUACGGCUACAGGUACUAUUAAUACUGCUGCUGCUGCUGCAAUGGCAGCAAACUCGGUUGUUCCUAUUGUUUCUCAACAAUCAUCUUCAGUGCCCUCAGAUGAUGUGGUUAUCAACGACGAAAUAACCGAUUCUCAGGUCAAUACAGUGUUUCGUCAAGUGCGCAGCUUGCUAGAUCAAGCUAAUCAGACGAUCCUGGAAACCGAAGCUGAAAUAGGUAAGCAUCGUUGUCCUAAAGAUGAGUGUAUUGAAAAAUGCUCAAAAUCACAGUGCAAGGACCUAUCAGAAGUCGAUGAAAAAUAUCGCAAAGUGUAUAAAUGUCUUGAAUUUCUUAAGUUUCUUCACAGAUUGAACAAUGCAGAUGGACUCGGAUUGAUUGGACAGGAGCUAGCAUGUGAGUAUCAAAAUCUUACGGCAGAUGUGGUGUUUGGAAGCCAGUUGGCCACAAAUAAAGAUAUUUCAAACUUGUUGAAGAUGGAUUCUACUUGGACUACAGAGCUGCCGUUCAUGAAGAAGUUUGAAGAGAAAUUGAACCAGAGUGUGCCGCGCGAGUUUGAGAAUGGCAUUCUUAUACCGAAGGAAGACGAUGUGAUAUGGUCUCUUCAGCUCCUUGCGUUUAUCUCCAAAUACACAACUCUGCGUUAUGAGAUGGCCAAUACUUACAUUGUCAAUGGUCUUUCUCUGCGUAAUUAUAGCAUUCCUCCUCCUUUAGAGAGUGAUACGGGUACCCGCUCGCAGGACGUGAUAUUUGAUGAUUGUGACUAUUUUGAAUUUGUUGAGCCUAGGCCAUUAGACAAUCCUUUCUUACUUUUUCCUGAUUUUAGCAAUGAGUAUGAGAGUUCAAAACCUUCUCCUCAAACAGUUCCCGAAUCUGUUUCGCAUGCAUUAUCUCCUGAAUAUGAUAAAGAUCAUGCGGAUCUUUUCAAAUCGUACUAUCAAACUCUGAACGAGUCUGAAAAGUUCAUGGAGGCUUCUAAACUUGAAAAACUCGCCUUGGAUAUUUCCCGAUUUGCACACAGAGAGUAUAGCAAACUUAGAAUGCGUAACAGACAAGUUUACCGAUCCCAGAGGCAAUCGUAUGACAAGCAGUGGGAUUAUGAGAACAGUUGGGAUGAAUUGGCUACUCCUGCUUAUGCUUCUGCGUGCAUUGAUAAUGAUAUUAGACCUAUAAAGCGGUUGAACAUUUUUCCGCUUGUGGAGAAGUUUACAGUGCGUCAUCUGUACAGCAAGGACAUCAAUUAUUGGUCAUCAGUGAUUGUAAGGAACUUCAACAGGAAAGAUGAGAAUAGAGGAGGCCGUCGCCAGUGCGCUUACUUUGGCUGCGGUAAAUGGGAAUCGGAGCCCCGGCAGUUUGCCAAGUGCCGUCGUUGCAAGAGAGCGAAGUACUGCUCUAAAGAGUGUCAAUCCAAGGCAUGGGCUUACCAUAAGUAUUGGUGUAACGCAGUUUGCACAGGAUCGAGUGCCGAUUCUUCCUCUUCGCAGCCACAGCACGCAACAAUGAUUGGAAAUUCCAAUGAACAUCAUCGAAUGCAUCAUCGUCAUAAUCCGAUGGAGCAAGGCAUUCCUCCCAACGAUACUGCAACGACCCUUGCACCUGGUGUGCAAGUACAGCAGCAGGGUAUUUCCGACGACGUAUCAUCUUCUAGUCCUCCUAAUGUCCCGAACGCUCCUACAUUUCAGCAUGGAUUCUUCCAGUAA